GCAGCUCACCUGAUAGCAUCUUCCAAGCCAAAACAUGGGAGACACUGGAGCUGAAGUGCCAAAGGGACAGACGUCCACAGCGGCAGAGAAGCAGCAGCAGCAGCUUCGCCGCCUUCAGGAGCUCAGCUCCAUGAAGAAAAAUACUGCGCGGCUCCGCACGAGGAACCUGCUGACCGGUGUGACCAUUGGAGCGUUUGUGCUGGGAGUUUUCGGCUACACGAUCAUGUCUGUCAGUCAGGAGAAAAUCGUAGACGAGCUGGAUAAGGAAGCUAAGAUUCAUAUCUUCAAGGGUCCACGAACCGGGGCCAACUCCUGACCUGCUGUUGGCAACAAGGACGGCAGCACGUGUGACCGCUGAGGCAGAGCAGCUCCAGGUCACAUCAGCGGAGUUUCCCUCAGUCAGAACACGGACUUUGUUGUCAAAACUCACGCAGGUUUGAUUUUUGUUUUCCAUCUCACAAUGACAUGAAAUCUACGGACAAAAUUGUUGACUGUUUUCAAAAUUCUUCUAAAACAAAAUUCAGCAGUUUCCCAUUUACAGUUCCUCAGCUGGGUAUGGAGUAUAUAUUUUUCUUUUUUUUAGUUGAGAA
Cynoglossus semilaevis (tongue sole) is the source of this 590-nucleotide messenger RNA. It is a transcript of the gene coa3b, whose product is annotated as cytochrome C oxidase assembly factor 3b. The transcript has 2 exons. Gene Ontology annotation, biological process: mitochondrial respiratory chain complex IV assembly. Bases 35 to 316 code for a protein of 93 amino acids. Lineage: Eukaryota; Metazoa; Chordata; Actinopteri; Pleuronectiformes; Cynoglossidae. The record is from RefSeq and is a predicted model, not a curated record. Gene Ontology annotation, cellular component: mitochondrial inner membrane.